This is a messenger RNA of Lates calcarifer (barramundi perch), 796 nucleotides long. RefSeq names its product cyclin-dependent kinase 1-like. Gene Ontology annotation, molecular function: RNA polymerase II CTD heptapeptide repeat kinase activity; ATP binding; cyclin-dependent protein serine/threonine kinase activity. Gene Ontology annotation, cellular component: nucleus. NCBI's taxonomy places the organism in Eukaryota, Metazoa, Chordata, Actinopteri, Centropomidae. Gene Ontology annotation, biological process: mitotic G2 DNA damage checkpoint signaling; protein phosphorylation; G2/M transition of mitotic cell cycle. The record is from RefSeq and is a predicted model, not a curated record.
AGUUAAUAUAUUUAUUUAAGUCGAGAUAGGAGCUGGACGAUUUAUGAGGUUAGUUAAAGACGUGGACCUUAAAGUUUCUGGACAGAAAGUGGUUCGGCUACCGUUAGAGAAUAAACAGAAGGCAGUAAUGGAAGACUACUUGAAAAUAGAGAAAAUUGGAGAAGGUACCUAUGGAGUGGUGUAUAAGGGCAGGCACAAGGCCACAGGGCAGGUUGUGGCCAUGAAGAAGAUCCGCCUGGAGAGUGAAGAGGAGGGGGUUCCCAGCACCGCUGUUAGAGAGGUUUCUUUGCUUCAAGAGCUCAAGCAUCCCAAUGUUGUUCGACUCCUAGAUGUCCUGAUGCAGGAGUCUCGUCUUUACCUCAUCUUCGAGUUCCUGUCCAUGGACCUGAAGAAGUACCUGGACUCUAUCCCCUCUGGCCAGUACAUGGACCCUAUGCUGGUCAAGAGCUACCUUUACCAGAUCCUGGAGGGCAUUUAUUUCUGUCACUGUCGUCGAGUCCUCCACCGGGACCUGAAACCCCAGAACCUCCUGAUUGACAACAAGGGAGUUAUCAAACUGGCAGACUUUGGCCUUGCUCGGGCUUUUGGGGUUCCUGUCAGGGUCUACACCCACGAGGUUGUAACUCUUUGGUACCGGGCUCCAGAGGUCCUCCUGGGAUCAACGAUAUUCAACCCUGUUGACGUUUGGAGCACUGGAACCAUCUUUGCUGAACUUGCCACCAAGAAGCCUCUGUUCCAUGGAGACUCAGAGAUAGACCAGCUCUUCAGAAUCUUCAGGUAGGCACACCAGACGACA